AUACCGUCCCUCUGGUGGGCGUGGUUUAUAUUUACUUCCUAGUACUCUGCUGUACUCAGAGAUCUGAGCUCAGUUGUUCCCAAAGCAGAGGACAGUGAAGACUUCUUAAUCUACGUCAUCUGAACAUGGAGCGUCGAACCAACAGCAGAAGAUCUAAUGAAUAUUUUGUGACGAGGCGACACUUGGAGCUGAAGGAUCUGAGAGCGGCAGCUCAAGAUUUCAAAGGCAGAAAUCCAAAUUCGGAAAUACGAAAAUACAUCUUCAAAGAAAAUCUCCCGCCUUACCCCCGACCUGAGCUCCAGGUGUCUCACCUGAAACACGACACGGAUCAAAGAGGGUUACUCGGUAUAAAGCGCCACGGCGGCUUCAGGGCCACAGACUGUCUGCAGUGGUGGAGUCUGGCGGUGAAACCUGAGGACAUCUCUGCAGCUGAGACGAGGCUCCUGGAGGAGACCUACCCGGACCGGACUGAGCAGCAGGCCCAGACGCAGCACAGCUUCCUGGGGAGGUUUGCCACCUCCCCGGCCUUCCUGGAGACCUCCAGGCUGGGCUCGUACCGCUUCACCUUCCCCGUGGAGGAGGUGCUGGAGGUCUACAGCCAGCAGUUCUGCAGCGGAGCUCCGCCCGUCCUCCGGGUGUUCGAGACCGUCCUGUACAAACAGGAAGUGAUGUACGCGGUGCUGGUCCACAGCCCGGCCAAUCAGGAGUGUCAGGAGCUUCCUUUGCUGAGUGACGACCCGACGGUCUGUGUUUACAAAGAUGGCCGCUUCACCUGGAGCUGUCAGGCCAUGUGUGAGACACACAGAUACCAGCUGGUCCAGAGACCUGAUGAAAACCAGAUGGAGGUUCAGGAGCUGUUUGGGAAUGAUGUAGAGUUUUACGUUUGGGAUGAUGUCGCCAUCGCCCUGCACAUGGAGGAAGGACAGGUGCUGAAAUUUGAUGAUGACCAACUGAGAAGGAACCUGAAGAUCUGUGGUCCAGGAGAGCCAGUAAUCACAAAAAGCUUUAACAGUUUCGAGAACCCCAAAGAUCUCGUUGAAGAGUUGUGGCCCGACUAUCCUGCACCGCCGGAGACGGAGCGCUCGCUCCAGGAGGCAGCAGCAGAUCCAGAGACUGAACCAGACUCCCUGAGACUGACUGAGGCUUCAGCAUCUGCAUCAUCCAGUUACUGAACCUCAGCUCUCAAGAAUCAGCCUCUACCUGCCAGUAACAGCUUCAAUCCUGCUUCAUCUCAUCCACCAUGUGAUUUCUCAUAUUAUCUGAUAUAAUAUCUGACAUAUAAAUCUCUCCUGAUUCUCUUGGUGUUUCUGGCGGAGGCAGAAAUAAAUGUGUGGUGAUUAAAGUUGACGUGUCCUGUGUUUAGUGCCUCACACUCUGCACUGCAUCAUGAACUAAACCUCACUAUUAUU
Seriola aureovittata is the source of this 1409-nucleotide messenger RNA. RefSeq lists its product as uncharacterized. Bases 126 to 1172 code for a protein of 348 amino acids. The transcript is spliced from 5 exons. The record is from RefSeq and is a predicted model, not a curated record. NCBI's taxonomy places the organism in Eukaryota, Metazoa, Chordata, Actinopteri, Carangiformes, Carangidae.